AUGUACAAUGCAUCAGGAUCUUCAGGAUUUACCGGUGGAAAAGGACGACGACCUACUGCUUCAAACUCUGAUUAUGCAGUAUCAUCCGGACAGUUGCAAUCUCGUUAUGUGGUACGUAAGAUUUCCGGUAUGCUCGGUGGCCUACAUGAAAUUGGUGAGACUAGUAAAAGCAAUGAAAAUUUUAAAGAUUUAGCAAGGAAAGGAUGCUAUGAUGGUCGAAGGUUUAGUGAUGACUGUCAUUAUUCGUUGUGUGUUAGGACGUUGGACCGGAAUGAAGUGCGAUGCAAUGGGUGUAGUCAUGUAUCUGACAAUGGAGCAUUUUGUGAAAUAUGCACUGCAUAUUCAUUGGUUAAUGGUACUCACCUGAAAUUUGCCGAUCAGAUGGUGCUUUUUGAUUCGGGUACACUUCAUUCGCUUACAGUAACAGAUUGCAGUAUACUUUCACCGAAUGAAACGGUAAUCGAGAAAUUUUGUCGAAUAUGUCACAGUUUUGGUAGUUCUGAGGAUCCGCUCAUUUCCCCGUGUCGUUGUACCGGUUCCCUGAAGUACGUCCAUAUAUCAUGUCUCCUACACUGGUUGACAAUUUGUGCUCAUAAAUUGAAGCGUCCAGCAAUAUGUGAACUUUGUCUUUACAAAUACCGCCUACGAAAUAUCAUUGAUUGGCAAAAUUUACGUUUACCAUCGAUUUCAAGAUAUGAUUUACGUUAUCUGAUAGUGUUUAUCAUAGCUGCAACGCUAAUGUUCUUAACUUCAAUUACAUCACUGAUUUGUUUUUGCAUUGAAAAGAAUUUAGAAAGAAACAAUAAUACGAUGCAGGAUAAUCCUGAAACAAUUACGAAAGGAAAUUAUGGCAAAUGGGAAACUUUAUUCAACUCAUACACUUUUCUUCCUGCAUUUCUCUUCUUGCUAUCAAUUUUUGUUGCAAUUUAUGCUCAUUUUAAGACAAACACUAGUUUAAUAAGAUAUUUAUAUCGUUUGUGGAUUAAUAAUCAAAAUUGGAUAAUAGAAGAAUAUCGACCAAGCCGUGAUCAACGUUACUGUCAUAAAAUGGAAGAACUUCGAAGACGGUUGAAUGAUGAAGUUACACAGAAUUAUGGAACUGAAGGAGGAGCAUCCGGAGAAGUAGUAUGUUCGAGAGGAGGAGCAAAAGGAAGAAAAGCCGGGAAUUCGACACCGUCACCGAGAGAUGUCUUGCUGCGAUCGUCAUCACUGCUGUCGUCACCUGCCGGAUUCAAUUCGGCGAUCGUCCAAGGCACCAGCAUCGAUACUAUCACUAGCAAUGUUCCCAGAUACAUCAUAUCAGCAACUGUCGCAACUCCUGCCACUGUUUGA
Messenger RNA from Brugia pahangi, 1332 nucleotides. The record is from the annotation of a GenBank genome assembly. NCBI's taxonomy places the organism in Eukaryota, Metazoa, Nematoda, Chromadorea, Rhabditida, Onchocercidae.